Messenger RNA from Diabrotica balteata, 315 nucleotides. Lineage: Eukaryota; Metazoa; Arthropoda; Insecta; Coleoptera; Chrysomelidae. The record is from the annotation of a GenBank genome assembly.
AUGCCACCGGGUGUUCAGCCUCUUUCUGUUGAUGAUUGUAAUACCUGCUCUAAGAUUAAAGUUGAACUUGAUGGGUUAAAGACUAGCAACCCGAAUUCUUCCAGAAUAACUGAAUUGGAUACAGAACUGAAGGUUCAUUUAGCAAAGCAGAAAGCUGCUCAGAAUAUGAUGAAAAGCUACGAAAGCAACCAGUAUGAAAAUACUGAAGUUGUAUGUAUUGAUUUACAACAGGCAUUACCCACGCCUAAACUUACCUGCAACAUACAAUACUACAAAAGAAAAAUGUGGACUUACAACUUAGGAAUCGAAACCUAG